GGGACUUAGUGUGUCCCCGCCUUGGGCGGAGUCACCGGGCUUUGAGACUCGCCCACAAGGCCCGAGGAGCUCCGAGCUGGCCCUUCCCGGCGGAAGUCAAGAAGGUCCGACAGGGAGGCAGCGGAAGUGGCUGUGUUAGGGGCAGCCUGUGCGCAUGCGCCCUCCGCCUCCGCAGCCGCUUUUGGGGCGGUGCUCUGCCCUGUCGUCUUUACUCCACGUGAAGGGGGUUCGCGAGUCCCCAGUGGUGGUCGCGCGCUCAGCACCUCUGCGGCUCUCGUGCCCCUCACGAUGGCGGGCAUUCUGUUCGAGGAUAUUUUCGAUGUGAAGGACAUUGAUCCAGAGGGCAAGAAAUUUGACCGAGUAUCUCGUCUGCACUGUGAGAGUGAAUCCUUCAAGAUGGACCUCAUCUUAGAUGUCAACAUUCAGAUUUACCCCGUGGACUUAGGUGACAAAUUCCGAUUGGUCAUAGCUAGUACCUUGUAUGAAGAUGGGACCUUGGAUGAUGGAGAAUACAACCCCACAGAUGACAGGCCUUCCAGGGCUGACCAGUUUGAAUACGUAAUGUACGGGAAGGUGUACAGGAUUGAGGGAGAUGAGACCUCAACUGAAGCAGCUACACGUCUCUCUGCUUAUGUGUCCUAUGGCGGCCUGCUCAUGAGGCUGCAGGGCGACGCCAACAACCUGCACGGAUUCGAGGUGGAUUCCAGAGUCUAUCUGCUGAUGAAGAAGCUGGCGUUCUGAACUUCUGGGAAGCCAGACUUGCUGGUUAGUCACUCAAGUCAUGGACAUUGUUCAAGCCUGCACGGAGAGGCUGCCGGGGCUCACCUGUGAUGGGGACUUGCUCGGCGUCCGCUGUGGGUGCAUCUUCAGUGUGUCUGCAUUUAGUGGAAAGCUGACCUGUCUGGAAAAGGCCAAGUGGGAGAGCUCAGCUUGAAUCUGAACUUGUGUGUGAUUUUCUUUUGUAUUAAAGUUUA
Molecule: messenger RNA, 974 nt
Organism: Acomys russatus (golden spiny mouse)
Lineage: Eukaryota; Metazoa; Chordata; Mammalia; Rodentia; Muridae
Gene: Polr2h
Product: RNA polymerase II, I and III subunit H
Exons: 5
Coding region: 289-741 (150 amino acids)
Biological process (GO): DNA-templated transcription
Cellular component (GO): RNA polymerase III complex; RNA polymerase I complex; RNA polymerase II, core complex
Molecular function (GO): DNA-directed RNA polymerase activity
Source: RefSeq, a predicted model, not a curated record